This is a messenger RNA of Coniosporium apollinis CBS 100218, 159 nucleotides long. RefSeq lists its product as uncharacterized. Bases 1 to 159 code for a protein of 52 amino acids. NCBI's taxonomy places the organism in Eukaryota, Fungi, Ascomycota, Dothideomycetes. The record is from RefSeq and is a predicted model, not a curated record. The transcript is spliced from 2 exons.
AUGACGAGCGUGGCGCCGGCCGUGGCGGCCAUGGUAAACGGGAAGAAGACCAGAAACAAGGAGGGGAUCGUGGGCGCAGAGAUCAAGAACGUGGAGGACGAGGAUCCGACCGGACCCGCCGUCGACGGGAGCAGCAUUUGCGUGCUGCACAACGCUUAA